Sorex fumeus (smoky shrew) is the source of this 4685-nucleotide messenger RNA. It is a transcript of the gene ERO1B, whose product is annotated as endoplasmic reticulum oxidoreductase 1 beta. Gene Ontology annotation, biological process: protein folding in endoplasmic reticulum. Gene Ontology annotation, cellular component: endoplasmic reticulum membrane; endoplasmic reticulum. The transcript has 16 exons. The record is from RefSeq and is a predicted model, not a curated record. The coding region runs from base 170 to 1573 and encodes 467 amino acids. Gene Ontology annotation, molecular function: FAD binding; protein-disulfide reductase activity; thiol oxidase activity. Lineage: Eukaryota; Metazoa; Chordata; Mammalia; Eulipotyphla; Soricidae.
GCGCCGCCGGGAGAGCGUAGCCAGCCAGCGUGGGGCCGGUUUGCAGACAGACCUCUGACCCUGGAGUCUCUGGGCCGCUGGGAGCCGUCCGCGUGGGUCGUCGCCCGGGCCGCCCGCCGUUCCCCGGCCCUGAGGGGCCCGGCCGGCCGCGGUGGGAGAAGAGGUCAGCAUGAGCCGGGGGGUCCGGCGGGCCGGCGCAGGGCAGGGGGCGGCGGUCGCCGUGCAGCUGCUGGUCACCCUGAGCUUCCUCCCGAGCGUCGUCGAGGUCCAGGUAACGGGAGUCCUGGAUGAUUGCUUGUGUGAUAUUAAUAGCAUUGAUAACUUCAACACUUUCAAAAUCUUUCCCAAAAUGAAAAAGUUGCAAGAGAGAGAUUAUUUUCGUUAUUAUAAGGUCAAUCUGAAGCGACCAUGUCCUUUCUGGGCAGAAGAUGGUCAUUGUUCAAUAAAAGACUGUCAUGUAGAGCCCUGUCCUGAGAGUAAAAUUCCAGUUGGAAUUAAAGCUGGAAGUUCUAAUAAGUAUUUGAAACUGUCAAACAAUACCAAAGAAUUUGAAGAUUGUGAGCAAGCUAAUAAACUGGGAGCAAUUAACAGCACAUUAAGUAAUCAAAGCAAAGAAGCUUUCAUUGACUGGGCAAGAUAUGAUGAUUCACAAGAUCACUUUUGUGAACUUGAUGAUGAGCGAUCUCCAACUGCUCAGUAUGUGGACCUGUUGCUGAACCCAGAGCGUUACACUGGCUACAAAGGGUCUUCUGCAUGGAGAGUGUGGAACAGCAUCUAUGAAGAAAACUGUUUCAAGCCUCGAUCUGUUUAUCGUCCUUUAAAUCCUUUGGCACCCAGCCGAGGAGAAGAUGAUGGAGAAUCAUUCUACACAUGGCUAGAAGGUUUAUGUCUGGAGAAAAGAGUCUUCUAUAAACUUAUAUCAGGACUUCAUGCUAGUAUCAAUUUACAUCUCUGUGCAAAUUAUCUUUUGGAAGAAACCUGGGGGAAACCUCGGUGGGGACCUAAUAUCAAAGAAUUUAAACGCCGCUUUGAUCCUGUGGAAACCAAGGGAGAAGGUCCAAGAAGACUGAAGAAUCUCUACUUUUUAUAUUUAAUUGAACUUCGAGCUUUAUCAAAGGUGGCUCCAUAUUUUGAGCGUUCGAUUGUCGAUCUUUAUACUGGAAAUAUAGAAGAUGAUGCUGACACAAAAACCCUUCUACUAAAUAUCUUUCAAGAUACAAAGUCCUUUCCCAUGCACUUUGAUGAGAAAUCCAUGUUUGCAGGUGACAAAAAGGGGGCCAAAUCAUUAAAGGAGGAAUUCCGGUUACAUUUCAAGAAUAUCUCUCGUAUAAUGGACUGUGUUGGAUGUGACAAAUGCAGGUUAUGGGGGAAAUUACAGACUCAGGGUUUAGGAACUGCCCUGAAGAUACUGUUUUCUGAAAAAGAAAUACAGAAACUUCCAGAACACAGCCCAUCUAAAGGCUUCCAACUCACUCGACAGGAAAUAGUUGCUCUUUUAAAUGCUUUUGGAAGGCUUUCUACAAGUAUAAGAGAAUUACAGAAUUUUAAAGUCUUAUUACAACAAAGUAGGUAAUAAAAGCUUUAGUAGGUCUAGGUAGAGACGUAACCUGACUAUGUGAAGCCUUUUAGUCUUGGACGUUCAAAGGAGACUAAUCUUCAAGGACUUCAAGAAUCCAGUCAAAAAGAAAAUUCAAAUGUUCACUUGAAUAUUUAUGGGUUUUAGUAGAUUAUAAAUUAGAGCUAUUUAUAAAUGAAGUAUAUACUUUUAAAACCUGUAAGUUAUAUUAAUUCUGUUUAUUUUCAUGUUUCCAUUUGUUGAAUAUUCUGCUGUUGUAUCUGUUUAGAAUCAGGCUGGAGCGAUAGCACAGCGGGUAGGGCGUUCGCCUUACAAGCGGCCAACAUGGCCGACCCGAGUUCGAUUCCUCCGCCCCUCUCGGAGAGCCCGGCAAGCUACCGAGAGUAUUCGAUUUGCCAGACACAGUAACAACAAAGUCUCCAAUGGAGACGUUACUGGGCCCGCUCGAGCAAAUCGACGAUCAACGGGAGGGCCUUUACCUUUUUACCUUUUUUGCUCUCAUUCUUUUAUCUGCUAUUUUCAGUGUCAAACUUAAAUGACUGUACCUCUUCAUCUUCUAACACUCUUUAUUGUCUGAUAGUAGAAAAGGAGGGCUAAGGCACAAAUGUUGCUUAAGGUGGUAUCAGUGAUAAAAAUUUAUCAGUUUAUUUUUAGCCUACUGUAAGUUCUGUGUGUGUCAUCUUUUGUAAUAUAAAACUAUCGGUAUGGUCAUUGGCCCUUUUAAUGUGUAGUUAGACAAGUUAUGUUAGAAUCCCCAGGACUUCAGUUUCAUUGAUUUUAUUUCAGGUUUUGAAUUGCUGCUGUUAUGUUAUUGUUACUUUGUUUUGACCUGUAGGACCUAGGACCUAAUUUGUUAAUGGUAAAUAAGUACUGUCCCCUCAGAAACCCAGCCAGAUUUCAUGUGUGGCUGUUGUGCUAUCGAGAUUAUUUACUUAGAACCUGUAUGUCAGAUUUUGAUCUUAUGCUUCUUUUUAUUUUAUAUAUUCUGUCCCUAUUUCAGUUCUAGAAAUUUCCAUUUAUGAAAGCAAAGAUUGCAUAAAUACUUGUUUCUAUCUUGAGAACAUUUGGAUAGUUCUUAUAUGGAUUUAUAAUGCCAGUUAAAAUCGUUAUAUACACAAAACUUACCAUUUUGAAGUGUUCUUAAAGAAUUUUAUGUUAGAAUACAAUCUAUGCAAUCCUCUCGAUUUGAUUUUCUUCUAUAAUUCAUGCUUCCUUAGAGAGUAUGUCUUCUUUAAGUUUACUGUUUCCUAACCUUUUCAUUCUAGUUCAUUGUAGAUAAGUAUUUUAUGUGACCUGUAUCAAGAGAUAACUCAUAAGUCCUAGACUGUUCUUUUCCAAAUCUGGAUUUACAUGUACUUGAUAUUUAAAGUAUUCUUAUAAAGAUGUUCAUAGAUACAGUGUGAUUAAUUUAGAAGAAUGUGUCUGUGUAUAAGUGAUGCGGGUACUAAAUAGUUUUUUCCUUAGACUCUUCAGUCUUUUAUAAAUAAGUGCUCUUAAACCCCUGUGUCAUCCCUGCCAAAGUUUGAAAUGUACUCAUUGAUGAUUUAGUGGUGUAUUUUAAGCUUCAUUUUGUUGGCUCACCCCUCUUUUUAAAAAAAUUAGUCACCCUAUGGAGUUUGUGACUGUAGAAGGUAAUAUCACUAUUUUCUUACCUUAUUUCUAAACUUUAUAGACCCAGGGACUUCUUGUUUUUACUAAUUGUUAGGUGUUUUUGUUUGGUUGAAUGGAAAAGGCUGGCUAAAGUUUAGCCUUCUCCACUUUUCAUUUUUAGAGAGGCUAGGAUUAUAUAUAAGGAAGGUAGACCCUUACUAGAAAACUGUCCAAUAAGGGAAUAAUCUUCCUAGUAAGUUAAUAUGAUUUAUUUUUGGUGUUAAAAGUUUAAGAAAAUGUGAACGUUUUGCACUUUGUUAUUAUUCUAAGUUUAAAAAUCUUAGACUUGUUCUCUGUUUUAAAGAUAAAGGCUUUUAGAUUAGAGAAAAUCCUUGGUCAUUUCUGUUGAUUGCUUUACUGUGAUUUAUUUAAAACAUAUAUAUUUACAUACACACACACACAUGUAUACACACACACAUAUGUGUGUGUGUUCUGGAAAAUUAAAAGGGUCUAGUGUGAGGUUCAGGAUUUAAAUUUUUCUACCAAGAAGUAAAUGAAGUAUUCUUAAGGUAAAAUUUGACUUAAUUUUAUCAUAAGUUGUGAAGGGUAGCCUACAUUUUCAUGUAUGUGUGUAUAUCUUAAAUGAGUGUAUAAACUGUAGGAAUGUUGUUUUUAAGCCUGGUGAUACUUUAUAAUCUUUGUGAUAUAAACUAUUUUUCCAGUUCACAUACUUUUGUUGUAAAAUGAUUUCAGAGGGUAAUGAUUACAUUGUGAAAAUGCUUGGCUGGUAAUAUGUUUUGGCAUUUUGUUUUUAUCUCAUCACCUAAUUUAAAAAUCCAGCACUUGAUAAUAUAACUGACAGAAAUGAUUGUACCAGCUGAUGAAAUAAUGAAAGUGAAGAAAAGGAAAAUAUUCUAUCAAGAGCAUCAUUUAUUUUUCCUUAAGUGGCAUCUAUGUAAUUUAGGAAUAUCCUAUAUCAAAAUUGGUAAAAUGUACAUGUUUCUUCUGUAUUGGUUCUUAGGUUAUGAGGAGGGUGAGAAAUUUCAAAAUUUCUGAAAUGCACCAAUCAAAUGUUUUUUGACAUCUUUAAGUUGUGAAUUACUCAAUACUUUGUAAUGAGUGUGACAAUUAUGUAUAUGAAAUACUGUGCCAUAUCUUCCAACUUUACCUAGGUGCCAUUGUAAAUAAGAACAGCUAUUUUGAUCUUCAUCAGCACUGCCUUCAGCUGGAAAUUUGGAAACAGUUCACAGUAAACCUCUCAGCAGUUUACAAACUGAAGUACCUGCAGAAACCAUAGCUAUUCACCAAAAUACACAGACCAAGCACAUCGUAAUCACCAAAAUACAUAGACUGAGUGCAGCAUCCUAUGGAGAUAAUUUGGUAAAACAAAAGAGACAUACACAAACAUUUGUGUACUCUAAACAUCUACAGGUGCAUCUGUGAUAUUGAACAGAAUCCAAAUAAUAUGCUGUUGUACCCACCAGAUUUGAGAAUUGAAUUAAAGUUAAUGUUUCUGCAA